CCAGCGAGAAGAGGGGGCGAGGGGAGCCCCACGUCCUGGCCCCGCCCCGCCUCUUCCCCGGAGCCCAGGCGCGCGGAGCAGCCGGGUGCGGAACAACGACACGACAUCCUGUUUUUGGGGCCCGCGGCUCCGCCUGCGCCUCUGCUGAUCUUGUCUUUCCCCGGGUGCUGACGCCAGCUCCCCUUCCCCCCGUCUCCGCACCCUUCCCAGGGGUCUGGGGCCUUCCCACUGCUGAAUCACCGCCACCCCGCGCUCCCCCGGGGCUCGGGGCAGGGGUGGGGACUGUCCCAGCCGGACCCAUUCUGGCCAAAUCCCAGCCUGGGCCAUCGCUCGAUCCCGGGGCUUGACUGAAGGUCACUGCAUCCAGAGGGACCCAGAACGGGAAGGAGGCACAGCCUCCAGCUGCACCCACGAUGCAGAGCAUCAAGUGUGUGGUGGUGGGUGAUGGAGCCGUGGGCAAGACAUGCCUGCUCAUCUGCUACACAACCAACGCCUUCCCCAAGGAGUACAUCCCCACAGUGUUCGACAAUUACAGCGCCCAGAGUGCAGUGGACGGGCGCACGGUGAACCUGAACCUGUGGGACACAGCGGGCCAGGAGGAGUAUGACCGCCUCCGCACACUCUCCUACCCUCAGACCAACGUGUUUGUCAUCUGUUUCUCCAUUGCCAGCCCGCCCUCCUAUGAGAAUGUGCGGCACAAGUGGCAUCCAGAAGUGUGCCACCACUGCCCUGAUGUGCCCAUCCUCCUGGUGGGCACCAAGAAGGACCUGAGAGCCCAGCCUGACACCCUGCGGCGCCUGAAGGAGCAGGGCCAGGCGCCCAUCACGCCGCAGCAGGGCCAGGCGCUGGCCAAGCAGAUCCACGCUGUGCGCUACCUCGAGUGCUCGGCCCUGCAGCAGGACGGCGUCAAGGAAGUGUUUGCCGAGGCUGUCCGGGCUGUGCUCAACCCCACGCCUGUCAAGCGUGGGCGGUCCUGUGUCCUCUUGUGACCCUGGCACUCAGCUUGGAGGCUGCCCCUGCCCCCCCCAACCAGUUGUGCCUUUGUGCCUUGGCGCCUUGUCUGCCCCCAGCUGUGCCUUAAGGACUAAUUCUGGCACCCCUUGCCAAGGGGGCUCCCCGAAUGCCUUUUUCUCCUGAAGGAGGCCCACAGGGAGAGGGUCUUUGGGCCCUGCCCCACUCUGCUUGGGAACACCAGGUAUUCUUGAGAGCUCACCCAGGCCGAGGACGGGCCCCUCCUCAAGAAGCCAACCAGGUGCCCCCUCCCCAUUUCCCCCUACUGACCAGAUGUUGCUGCCUAUUGUGGUGCCUUCUCUCAGGUUAGGAGUGCUCUGCCAUCCCUAACCUCUCCCUCGCUGCUCUUCGAUUGCUCCACCCUCAUGAUGCGCUCUCCCUGCCCCAGAGAAGGAGCCACAGAAUCCUAAGAAGAUGAAUGUGCCCUAACCUACCCUCAUGUGCCUAAGCCUUAGCAUCCGCUGACUGACUCAGCCCCACCCCCACCCCCUCCGGGCUCCUGGGGGCCCCUCCUACCCCCAUCAGCAUCAAUAAAACCUCCUGUCUCCAA
This is a messenger RNA of Bubalus bubalis (water buffalo), 1561 nucleotides long. It is a transcript of the gene RHOG, whose product is annotated as ras homolog family member G. Gene Ontology annotation, biological process: establishment or maintenance of cell polarity; regulation of cell shape; cortical cytoskeleton organization. Gene Ontology annotation, molecular function: GTP binding; protein kinase binding; GTPase activity. Gene Ontology annotation, cellular component: cytoplasmic vesicle; plasma membrane; cell projection. Bases 414 to 989 code for a protein of 191 amino acids. The record is from RefSeq and is a predicted model, not a curated record. NCBI's taxonomy places the organism in Eukaryota, Metazoa, Chordata, Mammalia, Artiodactyla, Bovidae. The transcript has 2 exons.